UCACCUUUCCCCUUUUUGCCUUUAUAUAUAUAUAGUACUAAUAUCAUCCACCAAUUUGAUAAUCCUCUCAAUUUCAAAUCCCGAUUAAAAAACUUCCCAAAUGGGUUCUUGCAUUAGCAAAUGCAAACCCAAGAAAACUUCCAAGAAAAAUCAACAAAAACAAGAAGAAUGCAACUGCCAAUGCAUUGAGAAAAACAUCACCAUAUCUAGUACUCCUUUAGUACAAGACAAACUUGUGAUUUCACAACUACCAAUUUCUUCUCCUCCUACUACUAAAUGCACUAUAAUAUCUCCAUCAUCUCCUUUAACCUCUUCGUCGUCAGCGAAGUCCUCUUGUACAAACUCUAACUAUCCUACUACUAGCACUAGCACGAGCACGAGCACGAGCGCGAGCUCGAGCUCGUGCUCUGUUCUUUCCUCUGCUUCUUCCUUUGCCUCGGCUGCCUCGUCGAUGAGCUCGAAAUUUGAUCAAGCAUUCUCAAAUGACUAUCUUUGGUCUUGUGUUAAGGAAAAUCCUCAAAUACUUAAUUCUCAUUAUCUUCCAAUGAUUAAGGUUUUAAAUCCUAGAAGAAACUCUUUACCUAUAAGAUGUCAAAAUAAUGGUAAAAAGCCCAAUAGGUAUAGGGAGUUUCCGGGGCCAAGCCCACAAAGGGUUGUGGUUAGAUCAGCAGCCCAAAAAAGGCCUCGUUGUAACUCACCAAGUAAUUUAACACGUCAAAAGAGUUUUCGUGGGGAGCCCGAGGUUGAGCCCAUUAGGCCCAUUUCUAGAAGUGGCAGGGAUUUGAGGCCCAAUUCCCCUUCUUCAAGUAGAAGGUUCAAUGGAGAAGCAAAUAAUAAUCAAGGGAGAAGUUUGACAUCAUCAAUGAUGAGAGAAAAUAGUUAUGUUAGGCCUCCAAGUCCAAAUAAAAGCUAUUAUAAUAAUAGUAAUAUGAGAAAAUAUGGUGGGUCCAACAAUUUGUUGGUGAAGAGAGAAAGUGAAAAUGUGAUGAAAGGGGUAAGUUCAAAAAGAGAGGAAUUGGGGGUGGGAGGUUUGGUCUCUAGCCAAGAUAUGGACUUGAUGCCUAUUGAAGAUGUUGAAAAUCCACACAUUGCUUUGGAUUGUUUCAUUUUUCUGUAAAGAUGGAUUUUAUCAUUGUUGUUGUUGAGUUCUGUAAACCCUUAUGAUUUUUUUUUUAUGGGUGUGACAUGUUUUUUCCCAUUUUUUGAAGGAUCAGAUGAAUCAAAAAAACGUUAUUUGGCUUGCGUGAA
Molecule: messenger RNA, 1248 nt
Organism: Beta vulgaris subsp. vulgaris (sugar beet)
Lineage: Eukaryota; Viridiplantae; Streptophyta; Magnoliopsida; Caryophyllales; Amaranthaceae
Exons: 1
Coding region: 101-1117 (338 amino acids)
Source: RefSeq, a predicted model, not a curated record